Messenger RNA from Cottoperca gobio, 2471 nucleotides. RefSeq names its product popeye domain cAMP effector 3 (gene popdc3). Gene Ontology annotation, biological process: heart development; striated muscle cell differentiation; regulation of membrane potential. Gene Ontology annotation, molecular function: cAMP binding. The record is from RefSeq and is a predicted model, not a curated record. The coding region runs from base 149 to 1039 and encodes 296 amino acids. Gene Ontology annotation, cellular component: sarcolemma. The transcript has 3 exons. Lineage: Eukaryota; Metazoa; Chordata; Actinopteri; Perciformes; Bovichtidae.
UUUAGCUGUUAACACUCGGUGACAUUUUGCCUGUGUGUUACCCUGUAGGCUCUUUGCACUGUGUUUCUCAGCUCUCCACAGGCUCUCCGGGAUCCUGGACGACUUUGUGUGAAAUGUGCUGGUAGUUUUAUUCACUUUUCUUUUCGACAUGGAGCCUCUGGAUUUCGAAGCCAUGAACUUCACGGUGGAGCCGGCGGCAGGUCACCCGUUAUGUGAGGACUGGAGACACGGCUCGGAGGGCUCCGUGUUCCACCUCGCUAAUAUUUUCCUUUUCCUUGGCUUCAUGGGCGGCAGCGGCUUUUAUGGACUCCUCUACCUGUUCAGCUUCGUGACUCUGGGCUUCUUCUGCUCCACUGUGUGGGCAUGGUCGGACUCCUGCACCACGGACUCCUUCCUGUGGAGCUUCGCUCUCUUCGCGGUGUGUCUGGGACAAGUCGUGCAUGUUGCCUACCGGCUGAGGAACGUCUCCUUCGACAUGGAAUUCCAGGAGCUUUACAACUGUAUGUUUAAAAAACUAGGAGUGUCGCUUCCACAUUUUGGGAAGAUAGUGACCUGCUGUGAAGGAGACAUCCACACCUUAGAGAGAGACCACUGCUUCGCCAUAGAGGGAAAAACUGCUAUUGACAAGCUGUCGGUGCUCCUGUCUGGCAGAAUCCGUGUGACGGUUAAUGGAGAGUUUCUGCACUACAUCUACCCUUUCCAGUUCCUGGAUUCACCGGAGUGGGACUCUCUCAGACCAUGCGAGGAGGGUGUAUUCCAGGUGACCCUGCAUGCUGAUAACCCCUGCAGAUACGUGGCGUGGAGGAGGAAGAAACUCUAUCUGCUUUUUGCUAAGCAUCGCUACAUAGCUAAGAUCUUUGCCCUGGUGGUGCGUAAUGACAUCGCAGAAAAGCUGUACUCCCUUAACGACAAGGCUUUUGACCGGUCCGGGCACCGCUAUGAUCUCCGCUUACCAACUUACUGUCACAUGCCAGGGACAAAAUUAGAAAAGGCAGAUGUCUUCAUGCAAGUGCCAGUGCAGGGGGCAAGGACUGCCUGAAAACACACACACACACACACACUGCUCCAAGUGUUGUAUUAUCUGUACCAUGUAGGGUAAGUGAGUUUCAAGUGAUGUUAUCUUGAAUCUGCCUGCAUUAUUGUGUCGGGCCAAUAGGAUCCUGUCAAGGGACUGCUAUGUGUAAGACUGGGGUCACAUGACUGCACAAAAGACUCCGAUCGGCCCUGACAGAAACAUGACACCCGGGUGGACUCCCCUUUUCUGACGUGAUGCUAUGUGACGUGUGUGAAGUGAAUAUAUAAUAAAUCAAAUCACCAGGUAUUUGGACAAUUAUUAUAGUUUAUAAAGUAAAAGACAUAUACUUAUGCUCUCCUGAAACAGUCAUGUUGCCUCCCUGAUGCACACUUCAUUCAAGCUCGACAGGAAAUAAUUAAAACUCGUCAAAAUUGUCCUUGUUAGUCUUUCCAACAAUCACCAACUCUGGUUUGAGAGUUUCAAAGAGAGACUGAAUGAGUAACACGUAUAAUAAAGACAGUAACCUCCUAAUGCUGCUUUCUACUCGGUACUACUGUUUACUGACCCUGUUCUUCUGGUGCCUCCGUGACGCUCAAUGUGACGCACCAACAAAAUCAAAGCAGAAAAGCCUCCAAUGAUGCACAGUGACUGAGUGGCUGUUGUUUGCCAGAAGAGAGAUCUUAAGCAUAUUUUCCAAAAUGAUGAACUAUUUCUUUAAGCUGGUAGUUUGGUGUCUCAUUAUUACAUUUGCUUGUAAUUACAUUAUUUACAUGCUGGUUUUUAACCCUGUGUGACGCAACAUUUAAUUGACACUUCAGUACUAUUAAAAGUGCAAUGUGUUACUGCUGCCAUGUGCCUGUAAUGUCAUUUUGAGAUGGGAGUUUACUUAAUAUAUUAUUGAUGUUUGCAGAUGCCUUCACCAUGAAGUUUUAUCUUCCGUUGGUCUGUCUGUAAAGCCGAAACGUAGUUUAUAUUUAUAUUUGGAAGUGAAUAUAACUGAAAGUGAAAGUGAGAGUGUGUGUGCAUUGAAAUGGUUUUAGGCUCAUGACACUCGGCUCAGAUUAUGCUGUUAAAAUGAACCUAAUUGCAAACAGAUUUUCUUUGUCAACUUUAUUUUUUAGACAAGCAUUAAUGUAUUACAUGUAUUAAUUCUUUAAAUUAAAAUUAAAAUAAGCUAUAUACUUUGAUGUUUAAGCACUUUUUAAAUGUAUAAAGUGUAACAGGUGGCUGCACGUGUCUUGUAAUGUGUAAUAUUGACAUAUUAGAUUAAUGGCUAUUGUUAAUGCAACAUUGUGCAGAUGGUAAAUGUGGAUGUAAAUAGGCUCAUUGUGUCUUGUACUGUACACAUAAAUUAUACUUGUGUAAAUUUUUCUUAUUUGGAGUGUCAGUAAUUUAACCACAUGUUGCGAAUGUUUGUAUUAUGAACAUAUAUUAAAUAUUAUAUAUUAGGUGUAAA